Messenger RNA from Agrilus planipennis (emerald ash borer), 1182 nucleotides. RefSeq lists its product as uncharacterized. The coding region runs from base 1 to 1182 and encodes 393 amino acids. The record is from RefSeq and is a predicted model, not a curated record. The transcript has 2 exons. Lineage: Eukaryota; Metazoa; Arthropoda; Insecta; Coleoptera; Buprestidae.
AUGUCACUCCUAAUUGUAGCCAUUUUUGUUUCAAUAUCGAGUUGUGUUUGUCGAAAUUUUACCGAGUUACCACAUAUUGUAUCGGUAGUGGACGGUGACGAUCCAAAUUUUAAAGAGGAAAUACGUUUCGAUCAGCCCAUCAACGUUACUUUGGAAAGAAUUACGGAACCCAUGAGACACGUAUUUGGUGAAAUGUACCCAAAUGGUCAAAAGAACGAAAAUGGUGGUAACGAUCAUUACAAAAGAAGUGACGAUAAUUUCAAACCAAGUCCAAGAGAUUUUAGACCAAGCCCACAGUUGGAUACCAAUUUUGAAUUUAACGAGCAACCUGUGGUACCAGCUAUAGGGGAACCCCGAAAAGCACCAUAUAUUUUACAACCUGCCGAGCCAAUUAAAUCCAGCCCAAGUUGGAGAUUCCCGGAAAGAAACGCACAACUACCUUCUGCAACUUUUAAUUCUUUUGAUAAAAAAUCAUCAACAUCUGAUGAUGUUGCGUCGUAUCCCACCGAAACGUCACAUAUACGUACAAGUGCAAGUCACCCUUACAAUUUCGUGUCUGACCAUCAGUACGAAGGUCAAGGGGAAGGACACGUUUAUGAAAUACGUACUACAACGGAGAACAGCUUUUAUCAUAAACCUGUUGGAUCUCAAGUUAAGGAAGAAGUCUAUGAGGUUCGAGAAUUGGGAAAAUACGGAAAUGUCCCAUCAAGAGGACUGCAUUAUCCAAAAGAAGAACUAUAUGAAGUUGCAAACUAUGACGCCUAUGAUAGACCACCUGCUAUUUCAAAGACAUAUUAUGAUCAUCCGCAUUAUCCGCCUCAAAGGGAAUAUCCAAAUUACAAGUAUUUAUUUUUGAAGAAAGCCGUAAAAUUUUUGGCCGCUGUUAUUCCAAUAGGAUUACUGAUAAGUGCCUUAUCACCUGCUGUAGUUAAUGUUACGCCAAUUAACAACAACAGCAACAACAACACAUCGAUGACAGAAACUAUGACAAUGGACACCAGGCGAAGAACUCAAAAACUCUUGGAAGAUAUCAACAACGUAUCAAGUCCGUAUGAUUUGGAUAAAAUUGUACAGAAAGAGUGCGAAGAACGAAUUAUUUGCGAACUAAUUGUUGGGGCCCAAAUGUCUGAAUAUGGUAUUCAAAAUGUCGAAAGAUUAUUCACGGCGUUUAUAGAACAGUAA